This is a messenger RNA of Hydractinia symbiolongicarpus, 3447 nucleotides long. RefSeq names its product fibrillin-2-like. The transcript has 24 exons. The record is from RefSeq and is a predicted model, not a curated record. Bases 251 to 3358 code for a protein of 1035 amino acids. Lineage: Eukaryota; Metazoa; Cnidaria; Hydrozoa; Anthoathecata; Hydractiniidae. Gene Ontology annotation, molecular function: calcium ion binding; protein binding; carbohydrate binding.
GUUUUUUGUCAAUAAACAAACGUGUUGAGUUCGUAAAAGGCAGUGUCAGCUGAAACAAUAUUUUUUUGAAGUGAAGAUUACUUUUAAUGACGAAUUAAACACCUUGGAACCAUAUUUCUUCAUGUAAAAACUGGAAGGGGUAUACUGGGCACGAAGUAGCUUGAGAAAGUAUUUUCUUUAAAAUUUUAACUAGGAAGAUAUAUAUUUCAGUAAGAGUGAAAAAGUGGAGACGACGAAAAUCUGCUCAGUUAUGUAUUAUUUUUUUGUUGCGCUUGUGUUUCUUUGCUACACAGCCAGUUUGGAUGGGUACAAUGUUCUUGAUGUGACCAACGGUUUGGAUAAAAAUGGUGCCAAUGUUUGCAGCUAUCCUGAGCAAGUCUCAAAACAAGUGAGCAUAAAGCUGGAACAAACUACAUUGACAAAAGAAAUUGUAAGAACUUGCUGUCGACGUUGGUGCUUUAUAAAAUCCUGCAACAGAACUAUAUUGAGAACAAAGAAGAUUUUUACUUAUCAUCUACAAACGAAAUAUUUCGAUCGAAGAGUUUAUCAUUGUUGUAAUGAUUGGAAGAGAAAAGAUGACUCUGCUACAGAAUGUAAAAAACCGAUAUGCGGAAGCAGUUGUCAAAAUGGAGGAACUUGUGUGUCGCCCGACAAAUGCGAAUGCCGUGACGGUUACGAAGGGAAGUAUUGUCAACUUGAUAAAGAUGAGUGUAGAGACGCAUCUACAAAUAAGUGCGAACAUCAUUGUAUAAACUUACGUGGUGGAUAUAAGUGUGGAUGCAAAACCGGAUAUGUUUUAAAUCAGGAUAAACAAACAUGCAGCGAUGUUGACGAAUGUAAAAGAAUAAAUCCACCAUGUGGAUGCGCAAAGGAAGAUGGUACAUGCAGUUCGCAAUGCAUUAAUGUUCCGGGAAGUUAUGUUUGUAAAUGUCAAAAAGGAUAUCAGCUUAAUUCUGCGCAAAAGUGUGAAGAUAUCAACGAGUGUUUUUCAAACUCCAAACUUUGCGACCAACAAUGCAUCAACACACCAGGAUCAUUCAGAUGUGGAUGUGCGAAAGGAUUUAAAUUUAAUGGCAAGAGCUGUGAGGAUAUCAAUGAGUGUUUGACAUCGAAUGGUGGAUGUUCAGAUAAAUGUCAUAACUUGGACGGAGGAUAUGUAUGCAGCUGUCCUGAUGGUUUUUACUUGACCAAGGACAGAAAAACGUGCAAAGUGAUUGAACCAACGAUGAAGAGCAAAGUUGUUUGCGAAUCCGAUCAAAUCGGAACACUGGAUUGUGCAAAUCACGAUGAAAAAAUUAUCAUCAUUGAUGCAAUGUAUGGCAGAUUAUCAACACAACAUUGUCAACAAAAUAACUACACACAAAAUGUCAGAUGCAAAGCAGAUAAUCCCAUACAACAUCUACAAUCAUGCAACAACAAAGCCUUUUGUGUGUUUUUCAUCCAAAAAGAAGUUUUUGGUGAUCCCUGUCCUGGCAUUGAAAAAUACAUGCAAGUCACGUAUGAUUGUGUAUAUAUAGAAAGGAAAGAUGUUACUUAUAUAAAUGGACACGAGAAAAGAUACGACACUGUGAACAAUUCUUUUGGGCAUUCGUUUGUUUUGUUUUUUAACGAUGUUGAUACAAUACCAGGUGGCUCUGCAUCUGUGUUUGCGCAAAAUGUAACGCGAAAUGUGAUCAUGCUUGUCUUGCUGUUUGGUGUAUUCUGUUUUAUUCAUGCGCAUGUUACGACUUCACCAGUUAGUGAUUUACGUUUACAAGGGCAUAACGAGAAACCGAACGUUUGUAUAAGACAAGAACGUUUUAGCAGAAACGUGAAAGAAUCUUAUUUGAAACAAGGUGUUACGUCGGAAAUAAGGCGAACAUGUUGUGACAGUCUUUGUUGGAACAAAUGCAGAAAAACGUUUUACAGAACAAGAACACAUGUGAUGGAGCGUGUUGUUCUCAAAUGGUUUACAAGAGAUGUGUACGAGUGUUGCAAGGGCUGGAAGAAAGCAGAUGAUUCGCAAUGUACAGCACCUAUAUGCGAAAAUGGUUGUCAACAUGCGGGUACGUGUACUGGCCCAAAUAACUGCAGUUGUCUAAAAGGAUACAUUGGACAGUACUGUCAAAUCGAUAGAAACGAAUGUUUACAAUCCCCCUGUGGAUGUGCAAAGGAUGAUGGUAUAUGCAAUGCAACAUGCAUGAACACUCCCGGCAGCUUUCAAUGUUUGUGCAACAGAGGAUAUCAACUAAAUGGGGAAGGGAAAUGCGAAGAUAUUAACGAAUGUUCAUUGUCUCCCUGUGGAUGUGCAAAGGAUGAUGGUAUAUGUAAUGCAACGUGUUUGAACACUCCGGGUAGUUUCCAAUGCUCGUGCAACAGAGGAUAUCAACUAAAUGGUGAAGGAAAAUGCGAAGAUAUUAACGAAUGCUUAUUUUCUCCCUGUGGCUGUUCAAAGGAUGACGGUAUAUGUAAUGCAACAUGUUCAAACACUCCAGGCAGUUUCCAAUGUUCGUGCAACAGAGGAUAUCAACUCAAUGAUGACGGAAAAUGCGAAGAUAUUAACGAAUGCUUAUUGUCUCCCUGUGGAUGUGCAAAGGAUGAUGGUAUAUGCAAUGCAACGUGUUCGAACACUCCAGGAAGCUUUCAAUGUUCAUGCAACAGAGGAUAUCAACUAAAUGGCGAAGGAAAAUGUGAAGACAUCAACGAAUGCUUACAGUCUCCCUGUCAAUGCGCGAAGGAUGAUGGUAUAUGUAAUGCAACUUGCGUCAAUAAUCCAGGCAGCUUUAAAUGUUUAUGUAGAAAAGGAUAUCAACUAAAUACAGAAGGAGAAUGUCAGGAUAUAAACGAGUGCAUAGAAGGCUUACACACAUGCGACCAAUUUUGCAUAAAUACACCUGGUUCGUAUGAGUGCUUAUGCAGGAAAGGGUAUAGAUAUAACGGUAACAAAUGUGUAGAUAUUGAUGAGUGCUUUGAAGAUAUCAACAUAUGUUCUCAUUUCUGUCACAACCUUCAAGGUGAAUACACUUGUACAUGUCCUGACGGAUAUUACCUGAGUGAUGACAGAAAGAAUUGCAAACCGAUCACAAAUUCCAUGAAGCAGAUACUGUUCUGUACCUCUGAUAAAACUGCCCACCUUUCAUGUGCAAAUCACGAUGAAAAAAUCAUCAUCAUUGAUGCUAUGUAUGGCAGAUUAUCAACACAACAUUGUCAACAAAAUAACUACACACAAAAUGUCAGAUGCAAAGCAGAUAAUCCCAUACAACAUCUACUAUCAUGCAACAACAAAGCCUUUUGUGUGUUUUUCAUCCAAAAAGAGGUUUUUGGUGAUCCCUGUCCUGGCAUUGAGAAAUACAUGCAAGUCACGUAUGACUGCGUGUAAACUCAACGCCAAUUCUGAUGACUAUAUGUGCAGACACAUGUAAAGAAAUGUACGCGUUUUUUUUAAUGAAUUUAAAAAGCAAGGCAAGA